UCCACUCAGCUUCUACGUGCAGCGUGUUGAUGAAGAGGAGGAACUGUUCUCUCUGGUGGAACAGCUGAACGAUCCAGAGUGGACACAGAAGGACAGUCCCAUCCAGGAUGUGCAUGUUGGUGAUCUGGUCCUGGCAGAAUUUUCUGAAGAUUCCUCGUGGUACCGAGCCGUGGUGAAAGAGAUCCAGGAGGAGCACACGGCUCUGAUCGAGUUUGUUGACUUUGGAAACACGGCCGAAGCUCCAGUUUCCAACAUGCGCAGACUCCAGCAGUCCUUCCUCCAGCUUCCUGCCUACAGCACCCACUGCAUGUUGGGAGAUGCUGAAGGUCUGGGCCUGAGAAUGCUGGAUCCAGAGGUGGUGUCACUCUUUAGAGAAGAGCUUGGAGUGGGUGGAGAAAAGGUGCUGAGAUGCUGCUUCAUCAAGCGGGUGGGGUCAGUGUGGGAGGUCAGCCUGGAAGACGGCGGUGUGGCUGUUGGGUGUAAAGUUCCUGACGUGGUCACUGAGGAGCACGAGGAGGAGGAGGAGCCAACCAAUAUCCCCGCCGUCACGCAAGAGGCAGAAAUAUCAGAGAAAUCUCCCGUCAGUGUCUGCUCUCCUCACAAGGAACAAGAAUGCACUGAAGAGCAGCAGCUGGAGGAAUUCAUUCCAACCAUGAAGGAGAAGAGUUUGUCAGGUGACAGUGGUGUGGAAGAGAAGACAAGUGGAGGGAAGAGUCCUCCACCUGUUGAUGCUCCUGAGAGUGAAUGCUUUGACUCUUCACCAUACGUCGUAAAUGAUCCUGAAACCAAAGUGUGUGACAUAGAAGAGAAGGAAACGUCAACCUGCUACUUGGAGAGUGAAAAUUUCACUGAGCCAAUUCAAGAGAAAAAUGAAGAAGAUGAAAGGAUCACAUCAGUUCCUUCUUUGACGGCCUCCAGAGCUGUGCACAUGAUUCCUCGAAAAGCUGAUCUGGAGACUUCAGAUCCAGUUUUAGACGUUCCAAAACAGUUGUCAUUUGAUAGUGGUGUGGAAGAGAAACCUGUCCAAACUGAAGAGACGAGUUCUCCACCUGUUGAUGCUCCUGAGAGCGAAAGCCUUGAUUUGUCACAGGAGAAGAUUGGAGACGACAUUGAUGAACCUGAAACCAGAAUAGAGGAGAAGGAAGCUUCACCCUGCAGCUCAGAAAUAAAAAGUUUUUCUGAGCCAGGUGAGGAGAAACAUGAACAGGAAGCCUCUGAAUGGAGAUCCUUUGGGAAAACCUCUACAGCAGUUCAAAUGGUUCCUCAAGACUUUGUUAUUGAAGAGAUUAAGGAUCCAAAUGUCCCAGAACAGGAUGAUGAGAGCAGGGGGGCGUCCACCUGCGUGGAGGAGAGCUGUCCUGCAGACUUCUGCACAGCAGAUUUAAAAGAUGAGAGUCCUGAUGGAGAAACUCUGAGUCAAGGUUCAGAUGAUCAUCUGAGUGCAGCAGCAGAGGAAGAAACAUCUGCUGUCACGUUUCCUUGUGAAGCUGUUGGACCAGAGGUCAAAGGUGGAGGAGACUACAUUCAUGACAAGCUAGAGAAAAAAGAGAGUUCUGGAAGCUCUGAGGAAUCAGAAGAAGUUCAUCAGGACGAUGCGUCGAGUCUGUCUGUUGAGGACGUCUUCACUGGUCAGGAGAAGUCCAUCAGUGGAGACGAAUGUUCUGGUGUCCAGCUGUCCCUCACAUGUAUGUGCAUGGAGGACAUCACAGCUGAGGUUCUUCCUGCUGAGAAGCUUACAGAGAAGUAGCUGAUUUCUGUUCAUUUAUGGUAGAAAUGGCAUCUGAGGCCUGUUGAAGUGUUCCGCUCCUAAUGAGUUCUGAUGUUCUGAUCCGUUUGCUUUGUCCAUCCCAUCUUUAGUUCAAGUCUAAGCUUAAACUUCAUUAUUUACUCUUUAAAGCUGUCAGUGUUCCUCCUUCCAGUCGGGUAUUUUUCUCAUAAAGCAAAAAAUGGGUUGUGAAUUUCUGAAUAUAUGAUUUCUUUGUUUUUGUGGAUCUGUUUCUGUUCCCUAUUCAUAUGAUAUAUGACGUCUUUGCUGAGAAGAGAUGAGCCAAUGUUGUUUUGUUCACUAGCAUCUUAAAUAUAAUAAAUUGUUAUUUUUGUUGGAAAGACAA
Oryzias latipes (Japanese medaka) is the source of this 2111-nucleotide messenger RNA. NCBI's taxonomy places the organism in Eukaryota, Metazoa, Chordata, Actinopteri, Beloniformes, Adrianichthyidae. The record is from RefSeq.